Messenger RNA from Drosophila grimshawi, 1860 nucleotides. It is a transcript of the gene Nmnat, whose product is annotated as nicotinamide/nicotinic acid mononucleotide adenylyltransferase 1. Bases 262 to 1047 code for a protein of 261 amino acids. NCBI's taxonomy places the organism in Eukaryota, Metazoa, Arthropoda, Insecta, Diptera, Drosophilidae. The record is from RefSeq and is a predicted model, not a curated record. Gene Ontology annotation, biological process: NAD+ biosynthetic process. The transcript is spliced from 5 exons. Gene Ontology annotation, molecular function: nicotinate-nucleotide adenylyltransferase activity; nicotinamide-nucleotide adenylyltransferase activity.
AGAGGCAGUUCAGCACGACGACGCCAUAUUUAAUUUUUGUAGUCGAUUGCAGGCAUGCACGAUUAGUUCUGAAACAUAUCGAAUAUACGCAUACAAUUUGGCUGCGGUUGGCAGCACCCUCAAAUCGAAUAUCGUUAUCGCUUUUGAUGGCGAAAUCGUGCGAUUGUCGUGCGGCACAAAACAGAUGGCAGCAAAGUCAAAGUUAUUUCAUUAUUAAGCGAAAAUUACGCUGGCUGUUGCCAAUUUAAUUGUAGUUGACAAAUGUCCGGGAUAAUUGAAGAAAAAACCGGCAUGUUGCCACGCAUAGCAUUGAUAGCAUGCGGCAGCUUCAGUCCACCAACGCCUAUGCAUAUGCGUUUGUUCGAGAUAGCGCGAGAUUACUUUGAGAUUCGUGGCAGCCACAAGGUAGUGGGCGGCAUAAUCUCACCCACACACGACUCCUAUGGCAAGAAGGGGUUGGCACCCUCCCUGGAUCGCUGUGCCAUGAUCAAGCUGGCCGUGCAGAGUUCCAAUUGGAUUCGGCUGUCCGACUGGGAGGUUCACCAGUCGCAAUGGAUGCGCACGCAAUCCGUGCUGCAGCAUCAUCAGAACUAUCUCAAUAACUUCAUCAACUCACCGGGCGAUGGGGAGCAGCAUGGCGUGCUGCCAGGUUGGCUCCCAAAAAAUCUCACGGAACGUCGAGAUCCCAUCAAACUUAAGUUGCUCUGCGGUGCGGAUUUAUUGGAGUCCUUUGCAGUACCCGGAUUGUGGUCAAAUGAUGAUAUUGAGAAUAUUGUGGCUAAUUAUGGACUGGUUGUCAUAUCGCGCUGUGGAUCUAAUCCCGAGAAAUUCAUAUUCGAAUCGGAUAUUUUAACUAAACAUCAGUACAACAUUACGCUCAUCACGAACUGGGUGCCCAAUGAAGUGAGUUCCUCGCUGGUGCGUCGGCUUCUCAAUCGGGGGGAAUCGGUCAAGUAUCUUUUGGAUGAUUUGGUGCUCAGUUAUAUAAAUCGUCAGGGCCUGUACAAUGUGAAAUCAGACAAAACGGCGUCCGAGGAUAACGCUUGACGCUGUCCGCCAUGCACUUUGCACCAUUUAGACGAAGCACCAACAACCACAACUAGAACCACAACAAAAACGACGCAGGAGCAGCAUCACAACCACAAUCAUAAUCAAGAUCUUCACUUGCACUGGCGCCUGUUCAUGGAGUGUGAGUGUGCAAAAGAACAAAAAACCAACAAAAAAAAGCAGACAAAUUCAUGUAGAGAAAUGUUUUAAGUUUUCAAUUGCCAAAUCUACUAAUCCCGCAUUUACAUGCACCAGGGACCGCAACGGCUAUGGGCUGUAUUUUUUAUGUUUAAUUCAUUUUUAACCAAUAACUUUUAUAGAAGUCUGGAAAUUAUUAGUACUUUGUAGUACUUUAUUUUUUUUAAGCUGUAAAUAAUGGUUAUUUUAUUUUUCUAAAUUUACUUUGUAAACACAUUCACACACAUUCAGUCAUAUAUAAGUUAAAUUGUUAUAUAUAGCAUAAUUCAUUCAUUAGAAUCAAAAAUAAUUGUCUUUUUGAGGAGUCAAAUUCAAAUUUAGUCCUUCUAUCUACCUAAGAUUUUUUUUUUUAAUUUAAAAAAUUUAGGAGUUCCAAAGAGUUGUUAAAUGUAAAAUAAAUAAAAGUCUGACAAAUUUUAAGUUUUGACUGGAAUUUAAAAAAAUCAUAACACUCAAUAACUGUUCAAGAGGCGGUCCCUGGUAUAUAGUUAUCUACCUUGUUAUAUAUAGUUUUUCCAGUGUACGUAUCAUCACAAAAGUUCGCACCUAAUUUCUCCAAGAAAUUAUAACUCAUUCGAAUAAUCCAAACAAAAUGUUGCUAUAAUUUGUUGUUGU